UGCCCCGCACGCUUUUCCGAGAACCGGUCCAACCAUUCAGACCUUCCAACAAUUAUUCGUGAGGAUUAUUUUCGAGGUAAAAGUUGUGAGACAUGAGGUUUGCAAGGGCCAUGCGGUUUUCCGGACUUCUCGUCGUUUUUUUGACUUCCGCAUCUGCGAUUCCUCUGCAGAUGCGUGGCGAUACAUCGGGACUGAAUGAAGCUGUUUACACCGAACCAGAACUCAUGGAGGCAUUGGCCAGGUCGUAUGGGGCACUCGGUGGUGGAGCACAUGAGGGCAGAGAUUACCGCAUCACCAGACAGUCCCGCCAAGGUCUGGACUCAUUAUCCGGCGCGACAUUUGGUGAGAGCAAGAGAUUCGACCCCCGAAGAAAGCCAGAGCUAUCCCACCUCAGCCCGAUGGAACUUUACAAUGGAGCCAUCAAACGCAAUAUCGAUGAGAUCGAUCGAGCUGGAUUCGACAGUUUUUCGAAGCGAAAUUUCGAUGAGAUCGAUCGCGCCGGUUGGGACAGUUUCGUUAAGCGGCGCUUUGUCGACGCUUAUUUAGCAUCGAGACAGCACUAAUUGAUUAAUCGAUAGCUGGAGUCAACGAUCGAUUUGCAAUGUGGGAGAAAAUUAACGACUGCUGACAUUUUACCUCGAAGAUACUCAAUGUUUCUCGUGUUUCAUCGGGACUCCUCGCGUCUCGUUCAUUAAUUUACGAUUGCAGGACAUCUGAGAGGAUGAAACGUGAUUUUUUUAUUUGAAAUUGACGUCCGGGGGCGGUUUUUAUGUUGAAGGGGUUUGAUAAAAGAGGAAAUAUCAUGGAGCUUUCAGUAUUUUUUUAGAAAUUUUUCUCGGUUUUUAUUUUUCUUCUAAUCGAAUGUAAGAGUUAAUUAUAUUUUCAUUUGAUUUUCGCGUACUUGGUUCUCAUUCUUCCAUUGGAAAUUUGCAGGAUAAUCUGCAAUUAAUUUAAUUGUCAAUUGAAUAAAUCCAGAACAACGUUAUAAUUAUCAAAACUGCAGUCACAGAUUCCAAUUUUGCAAUUGAUAAAUUAAUAAGUUGAGAAAUUAGCUACUGAUGAUGUAGAAUAUUUGAUUAAUUUAUUACCAUACGUACGAUGGAAGAGAAGUUGGUAAAAUCCAUGCAAUUAGUUAUUCCCGAUUUAUUCUAAAUAUUUUUUAAAUAAAACCUCCUCAGUUUUCAAUGAAAUAUUACCAAUAAAUUCAUUUGAUUCUAUUUCUUCAUUUUAAAACGCUUUCUUCGAUUUUAUAUUCUGUUAAAUUUUUUAAUUUCAUUUCGCGCGUAUGAAAUCGUUCUAAACUAUUCACGGAAAGAAAUUUAAAUAAAAAACUAUCCUUGGAUUUGAGCACGUCCUAAAAUAGUCUCCUCUCUAUUUUAUUGUGUGAUUUUUUAAGUUUUCAUUUUACCACAGUAAAUUUUAAUUUUGUACCUUCGAUUAAAUUGUUUUCAAAAUUUUCUAUGAAGAACCCAAAUAACUACCAGAGCCUCAACAAAGUUUUGAAAUACUCAAUUCGUUUUUCUACUUAUUACCAGAGCAAAAUUAAAUUCUGUAUUUUGUAGAAAAUGCUAUUUCUUUAAUUUUCCAUAGCUGAUUUCGAAAAAUCGAUCUGCUCAAAAAUACAUUGGCGCUUAUUCAAUGGGGAAUAUGUUAUGCUACAGAGAAGUAUUGUCAAAAAUAUAUGUCUACAUUGAUUUUAAAUUGGCUUCUGUCUGUUGAAUAGUAAAAAAAACAAUCGCAUUUUCCCAAAUUUAGACUGAAGCCUUUUGAGUUUUACUUUAUUCCAUUCGAAAUUUUCAAAUAUAGGACGUGUGGUCUUGUAGUGUCAUGUUUCUUAACAAUUUUUACUGUGGUAGCAUUUUAUAAACUAGUGAAAAUUUCUUUCCGUGUACGAAAAUCAAAAUUAUUGCUAGAACUGGAAGGAAUAAAUCCGAAACAAAAAUUCUUGUGAAUCGUCGUUACAAUCAUCAGCAUAAUCUACGAUUAUUGUAGUUGUCAAUUGAAAAAUGUCAAAAUAACUAAACAAAACCUAAUAAUAAUAAUCGGACAAGCAGUUUCAAAAUUUAAUAUUGCAAUUGUUCAUUAUGAAAAUACUCUCAAUGUUUAAAUGAAUGAAGCGAGUAAUCGUGUACCUGUACUGUCGAUAAUUGCUUGUAAUCCGUCGUAAUUUUGUCCUGUUUUAUCCAUCCGCUGUCUUUAAAUAAUUGUAAGAUUUAUUGUAAAAAAUAUACGCCGAAUAAAUACGUCAAGUUGAA
This is a messenger RNA of Diachasmimorpha longicaudata, 2255 nucleotides long. Its product is annotated as orcokinin peptides-like. The coding region runs from base 93 to 563 and encodes 156 amino acids. The transcript is spliced from 4 exons. The record is from RefSeq and is a predicted model, not a curated record. Lineage: Eukaryota; Metazoa; Arthropoda; Insecta; Hymenoptera; Braconidae.